GCACGGAGGUUCGGGUUGGUUGCAGUAGCGUUUGGUGAUGAAGCAGGAGGCGGUGAUGGAGGGAUCAGGACCCCCUCAAAAGAGGCUGAGGAUGGGGGGCCAUGGAAGUGGGGACCCUACAGACGGUGAAUGUCAUAAAUUCAACACUCCAGAGGGUUGUCCAUAUGGCGAUCGCUGCAGAUUUCGGCACCCGACUUCACAAGGAGAAGAUGCCCGACAAGAUGGUGCUGGGCCUCAGCCACCGGCGCCAGGAAGCAGAUCAAAGGCGUGCACAAAGUUUUUCAGUACCUCUGGCUGUCCGUAUGGUGACAAUUGUCAUUUCUUGCAUUAUGUCCCUGGAGGGCCCAACGCAGUAGCUCAGGCUCUCGCAGCAGCUCAGAAUGGCAAAGGGUCUGGCCUUGUGGAUGCCGGAUCGAAUCUUGGGGGGUAUAAGUCGCGGUUGUGCAACAGAUAUCGCGAGCCUGGGGGUUGCCGCUUUGGUGAGAAGUGCCACUUUGCCCAUGGAGAAUAUGAGUUGCAGCCAGGUGAUCUUACACUAGGAGGUGACAUACAUGGCGGGGUUUGGCAGACUGGUCGUGGCGGGUCUGGGUCAGCAUUAGGUGGGCAGUUUGGAGGCAUGUUGGGUGGGGGAAGGGAGAACGGAAGAGGACUGUUUCCUCUGGGCGCCGGGCCAGAGAUGAGUUCGUCUAUGUCGGCUGCGGUUUCGUUUGGUCAGUCUACAACAACGAAGAUCAGCAUCGAUGCAAGCCUGGUUGGGGCCAUCAUUGGGAAGGCAGGUGCCAAUGUAAAGCAAAUAUGCAAGCUGACGGGGGCGAAGUUGUCAGUACGUGACCACGAAACAGAUACCAACCUUCGGAAUGUGGAAAUGGAGGGGUCGCUGGAGCAAAUCGAGAAGGCAUCGAGCAUGGUGCGACAGUUUUUGAUGCAGAGGGACCUGACACCUUCAAAGCCUUCCGGGCUUGGGCCCCAUAACUACAAGAUGAAGAUGUGUGAAAACUUCCCAGGCGGCACCUGUACAUUUGGCGAUCGGUGUCACUUUGCUCACGGCGCCCACGAGCUGAAGGAUCCACCACCAGAUGCGCGCGGGGCUGGGGGAGUUGGUGGUGCAGGAGGUGGUAUGCUGGGUGGGUCUUUGUCGAAAACAAUAGGGACAGUCAUGUAGGUGUAGUCUUGCGUGGUAGAUGAGGUUGGCAAGAGAGGUGGUUACAGGUGAAUUUAGAACGGGGUGUAGCUUGGGAGGGAGAUUUUAGGGGGGGGGUGUAUGUGAUAUGGUGAUGCUGGCUGUAGUCGGACGUUCUGAGUAUCAUAGCUAGUAGGGUAGUGGCGGAACAUGGCUGUUUCUUUCAGUGGAUGGACGAUGGUCGGCUGUUUAGUUUGGCUUCUCAUCACGCUUUGCCUAUGCGGGUUACCUUGUGCGUUUGCUUUCCGACUUGGUUCCCCUUUCUGAGGCUGCUGGAAGUUUUCGGGUUUGUGGGUGGUAAAUGGGAGGUGAUGGGGGUGCAGAUGUCCAUGCUGUGCGGCCUGAUUGCUGCUCACGAUGGAGACUGUUGUGUGGACGGGAGCUGCCUUCCUUGCGGUUAUGGCGGGCGUGCCCAUGGCACAUGCGAUUGCAGUCACUGGAAGGAAGGUGCUGGUCUCAUGCCGUAGUACUGGUGGACGGUGGGAUGCUGCUAGGGGUGUGAAAGGAGUGGUGCAUGCAUGAGUAUGUGGACUUUGUAGCGUUUGGGGAGCUGGUGGCGCCCAUUGCCAGGCUGGGUGGUAAUGGGGAAAUAGAAAAGAUCCCGAAAUGGAUAAUCCAAGUUAUUUGCAGAAAAUUGUGAUGGGAAAGGUCCACCGGGGGGUAAUGAGCGCAUCGCUCUCUCGUUCUCUUGCAGACACAUACAGUCUCGUUCUCUCUCUCUCUCUCUCUCUCUCUCUGUGACUUGAUGCGUGUCCUAAGAUGGUGAUGAUCUGCGGCGGGCUCUGCUGGGUGGGCCGGUAGGGGUUGCGGUGGCGAUACAGGUUGGUGGAGUCAGAGAGGGGAAGUGGAGAGAUCAUGGCCAGCUCAGAAUGUGGGGAAACUGCAGGGACAGUAUGCUGUUCUUUGAAGCCUGACUGGAGCAGUAGAUAAGGAGAGUUUUGAAAAUGUGUAAGAAGGUUGAGAUCCUGGGACAGAUGACAGGGAUGCAAUCAAUCUACAUGAGCGGAGGGUGUGCUUGCUGCUAUGAAGCUUCUACAGACGGGGCAGGCAAGUCAGCUUGUGGGUCCAAGGCAGCCGUAAGGCAUGCGGUGGAGGAGUGCGAUGGCAUCUAGGCGAGGAGAAGAUGAAACUGGUUUUGUAGGUUGAGAGCCUGGCGUUGGUGACAGGGAUGCAAUCUGCGCUGGUGGAGGGUGUGCUUGCUUCUGGAAGCUGCUACAAGUGGGCGGGCAAGUCAGCGCAUUGAUCCAAUGAAGUGGCAAGAUGUGU
Chara braunii is the source of this 2446-nucleotide messenger RNA. NCBI's taxonomy places the organism in Eukaryota, Viridiplantae, Streptophyta, Charophyceae, Charales, Characeae. The record is from the annotation of a GenBank genome assembly.